AUGGGAGAGCGGAUUGAAGCUUUGGAGACACAAAUGGGUAACGUAACAACGACGUUGCAUGACCUCGCUCUGCAGAUGCAGCAACAUGCUCAACAGAUGCAGCAACAGAGUGUAAUUCUUACUGAGCUCAGCAAACAGAUCAGUCAGAAGGGAGUGUCGCCAGAGGGCGAAACUUCUGUUGGUGACUCAACUCAGAAUGAGUCUCGCCUCGCCGGAAAGAAGGUCAAACUUUCGGUGUUUGAAGGGGAAGAUCCUGUAGCGUGGAUUACGCGCGCAGAGAUCUAUUUCGACGUGCAGAAUACUCCUGAUGAAAUGCGGGUGAAGCUGUCUCGCCUGAGUAUGGAGGGCUCAACAAUCCAUUGGUUUAACUUGUUACGGGAAACAAAGGAUGAUCUUUCGUGGGAAAUUCUGAAGAGAGCUUUGAUUGCGAGGUAUGGUGGUAGAAGAUUGGAAAAUCCGUUUGAGGAGUUGUCUACCCUCCGUCAGACGGGAACGGUAGAAGAGUUUGUCGAAGCAUUUGAGCUGCUUUCUUCUCAGGUGGGUCGUUUACCGGAGGAGCAGUACUUGGGUUAUUUCAUGAGUGGCUUGAAACAACCGAUUCGGCGGCGGGUGCGAACGUUGAACCCGCAGAAUCGUAUGCAAGUGAUGAGGAUGGCCAAAGAUGUUGAAGAGGAACUGAAGGAAGAAGACGAUGAAGGAGAUCGUUACUAUGGGAAGAAUCGUAUGAGCCGUAGUGAGCCCAAUGGGCUGCUGUCUAAAUCUCGAAAUGGGUCUAACCCGAUCCACAAAGAUUUUACCCGCUCUAAUUCGGGUGGGUACGCUCCAAGUCAGAAAACGGGUUCUACCGGGUCAAAUACAAAUCCCACGUCCUCAAUGAAUUCAACAGGACGAAAAGGGGAAAAUGACCGUCGUACGCUGUCGUCGGAACGGUGGAAGGGAGUUCGCGGCGUUCAGAGUGAUGAAAUAGCUGAACGAAGAGCCAAGGGGUUGUGUUUUAAGUGUGGAGGGAAGUACCAUCCCACGCUCCACAAGUGUCCUGAACGAGCAAUGCGUGUUCUGAUUUUAGGAGAAGGGGAAGAGCUGAACGAGGAAGGGGAAAUUGUUUCUCUUGAAGCCACUGAAACGGAGGGGGAGGGAGAGGGAGAGGAGACAGAGGCGGAAUGCAAUCUGAUUGGAGUGAUGGGUAGCAUGGGGGAGUAUAAUACGAUGAAGAUUUGUGGAAAAAUUGCUAGUAUUGAUGUGAUGGUUUUAAUUGACAGUGGAGCUAGCCAUAAUUUCAUCUCCCCAGAAAUCACUACAGCAUUAGGGUUACUUGUGACCCCUAUGGCAGCUAAGAACAUCAAGCUAGGUGAUGGUCAUAAGGUUCUUUCAAAGGGAAUAUGUGAAGGAGUUCAAAUUGAUUUGGGGCCCCAAGUUUUUCAUGUGGAUGCGUUGGUGUUAGAGCUGGGAGGUUUAGACGUGGUGCUGGGAGUGUCUUGGUUGAGCACUUUGGGGAAAGUGGUGAUGGAUUGGAAGGAUCUAUCAAUGCAGUUUAUGCACGAGGGAAGAAUGGUAAACUUACAAGCUCAGGGCCGUAUACAGGAAAAGCAGAGCUGCUUACACUCCUUUUUAGAGGAUAAGCAUAGAAGGGGAGGUGAAGGUUGGUGGUGGACUCAAUAUCCUUAUCACCAGAAAAAAGAAAUUGGAAAGCAGGUGACGGAGUUGCUAGCUGCAGGAGUUAUUAGGACCAGCAUGAGCACGUUUUCGAGCCCGGUUAUCUUAGUCAAAAAGAAGGAUGGGUCCUGGAGGAUGUGUGUGGACUAUAGAGCCUUAAACAAAGCCACUGUUCCAGAUAAGUAUCCUAUUCCAAUUGUGGACGAGUUAUUGGAUGAAUUGUAUGGAGCAACUAUUUUUUCUAAAAUAGAUUUAAAGGCUGGAUAUCAUCAGAUUCGUGUUCAUAAGGAUGAUAUGCAUAAAACUGCUUUUAGGACUCAUAAUGGACACUAUGAGUACCUUGUAAUGCCUUUUGGGUUGAUGAACGCACUAGCAACAUUUCAGGCUACAAUGAAUGACAUUUUCAGACCCUAUCUUAGAAGUUUUGUAUUGGUGUUUUUUGAUGACAUCCUGGUUUAUAGCAAAUCUGAAACUGAACACUUGGAGCAUUUGAAAUUAGUGUUGUCAGUUCUGGAAUCUCAUUGCUUUGUGGCCAAUGAAGCUAAAUGCAAGUUUGGUUGUAAACAGGUGGACUACCUUGGCCAUGUCAUUUCUGGAGAUGGGGUAGCAGUAGACCCAGACAAAAUUAAAUGUGUAUUAGAAUGGCCUGAGCCUAAAAAUGUGAAAGGAGUGCGUGGUUUUUUAGGGCUCACUGGGUAUUACAGAAAAUUCAUUAAGGAUUAUGGCAAAAUUGCCAAACCUUUAACUGAAUUAACUAAGAAGAACAAUUUUGUGUGGGGAAAAGAAGCUUUAGUUGCUUUCAAGUUACUUAAAUAG
This is a messenger RNA of Glycine soja, 2469 nucleotides long. RefSeq lists its product as uncharacterized. The record is from RefSeq and is a predicted model, not a curated record. The transcript is spliced from 2 exons. Lineage: Eukaryota; Viridiplantae; Streptophyta; Magnoliopsida; Fabales; Fabaceae. Bases 1 to 2469 code for a protein of 822 amino acids.